AUUGAGAAAUUAAGAAUGGAUAACAGAGAAAUGAAUAAUCAAAAAGAACAACAAGUUGAGACUCGUUGGGCUCCCACUACUCCCAUGAAACCCACUUCUCAAAAAACAGUGCCGAUCUACGCACCAGAGCAGGAAAAUCACCCCCAGAUACCCACUCAUGGUGAUGGAGCAAUUGCAUGUUCCAAAUUCACAGCUUCUAUGGAAAAAAACAAAAGGUCCUGUAUUGGGUCAGUAACUGAAGGUGGAAUGAAAAACACUGUUGGUGAAAAUAGUGAAGCUUGUGUAAAGACAGUAUCUGGUGAUUUUCCUGCACUUGGUCAUAUGAGUUUUUCUCAACUUAUGGCCACCAUGCAAGAGAAUGCAGCAUCAGCUAAUUUGAAUGCAACUCAAUCAGAUAAUGGAUCGAUGAAUCCAGAUUUUUUUUCAUUGGAUUCACAGAUCAACUACAACAGAGCAGCAGUGAAUAACACCGGAAAUCUUCAGGACACAUCGUUGGUUGGUUGCUCACAAAUUGCAUCAUUGUCAAUGAAUAUGGAAAAAAAUAAUCCUGUGGGAGAAUUUGAUGUUGCUUGCACACCUAUAAAGAUGGAUGCCAUCCAGGUAGAAAGCACACCACAAUCAAAACAAAAGAGAAGAAAGCACCGUCCCAAGGUCAUUGUCGAAGGCACACCAAAACGAACUCGAAAGUCAGCUGAAGAAAAGAAUGUUCAGCUCAAAGAAAACUCAACUGGCAAGAGGAAAUAUGUGAGAAGAAAAGGAAUAAACAAGACCGCUACUACUCCAGCAGAAGAAACAAUUAAAGACUUCACGCCAGAAUCCACAAAAAAGUCUUGUAAAAGGACUUUAUUUGACGGAUCUGCUGGCACUGAAAAUGCAACAGCAGAAGGGACAGCAGCAAGUUAUAACAAAGAAGCACAAGAUCCAUCGCAAAGCAAUCCUCCUGUGGCCCAACCAAUGGAAAAGACGACCAAGAAGAGGGGCCGGAAGAAGAAAACGCCCAACAUGUCUUAUCCAACAGAGGCCACAGUAGAAUUCAGUGAAGCAUUAAUACCUAGACCUAACACAAGAUCAAGAAGUAAUAAGAAAUCCAAAGAAGAAAGCUCUACAAGUGGAGAUUUUUACAUACUAUUACCUGUCGACACACAAAUUCAGAACACAUCCGCUGAGAGGAUGAGAUAUAGCAGAACAAAUGCAACAAAUAAGGUAUCAUAUGAUCAUGAGCCCAUUGUCAAAACGUCAAGUAUAUUUUCUCCAGAAAGCACUUCGCAGGAGAUAAAGCCCAUUGUCAAUUACAGCUUUGAAGAUAACAAAAACAAAAGAGAUCAGACAACUGAGAAUGAAGAGAGUCUAAAUACUAGUGGCAGGAAUAUCAUUGGGGUACAUCAUAAUGAUUUGUUUCUGUUCGGAACGAAAAUUGACAGAACUAAUCGAAAUGAAGUAGAAAUGACAUUUUCUCCGCAAGAUGCGCGCAGGCUUGAUUACGCAUCCAGUUCUGACAACUCUAAAUAUAAUCAGACUGACAACUCUGAAUAUAAUUCUGAUUAUGACAAGUUUGAUAAGUUCAUCUCAAGAGUGCGAAAUUGGGAAGAACAAACAUCAGAAGAUGCAGUGGACAAAUCAUUAGAUAAUUCUGAUGUAGAUGCUAUAACAAAGCAAUUUAAAAAAUUGAAAAUCAAAACACAAGAGAAUGCAAUAAUUCGGUAUAAACUGAAAAAACAAAAGCAAAAGCAAAAGCGUCUUGAUGGCGCCAUCAUUCCGUUUGGAAGCCAGGUUGUUCCUUUCAAGAAACAAUAUCCACGGGCGAGAGUUAACCUUGAUGAAGAAACUAAUAGAGUGUGGAAGCUUUUGAUGUUAGAUAUAAACAGCCAUGGAAUUGAUGGAGAAGAUGAAGCCACGUCCAAACGGUGGGAAGAAGAGCGAAAUUUAUUUCGAGGGAAGGCAGACUCGUUUAUUGCAAGAAUGCAUCGUGUACAAGGAGACAGACGAUUCUCUCGCUGGAAAGGAUCAGUGGUGGAUUCGGUGGUGGGGGUUUUCCUCACCCAAAAUGUCUCAGACCAUCUCUCAAGUUCUGCAUUCAUGGCCCUGGCGGCUCGAUUCCCCAACAAAUCACAAGUAAACGUUGGGGCGCCAGUAGAGAUCUCAGAGGGGGAUGCGCCGUUGAAUCCAUCCGUUCAUGACGCCACUGAGCAUUCUGGACACAAGAUAACACACUGCAGUGUCCAAGAAAUGCCUCAGAGAACGGGGUUUAAUGAUAUGGUGGCAUCCCGAAGCUCUGGGGUUUCCCAAACUGGCGAGGUCUCAAACGAGCAGAACGAUGAGAAGAUGGGAUCCUAUUCGGAGGGCCACUCAGACAAUAUCAACCGCCAAGCAGAAAAUUCAACCAAGGUUCAGGAAGAAGCUGACACAAAAAGAAAUGAAGCAACUGAGAAGCUAACAUCUGGGGACCUGAAGAAUGACAGCCCCAAAGAAAAUAAUACUCAGGUCCCCCUCAAAGCAUCCAUCUUCCCAACCCAGGAAUCCGUCCGCAGCUCAGAAAAUGAAAAGAGCAUGCCUUGCUGCCCAGACAACGGUGCUGAAAUGUCUCAAAGGGCUCACUCUGAAAGGAUUGUGGCUCCAGCCCAGGCAGAAGCUGGUGCCCACAAAAGUGCAGCAAGAAAUGAGGCCCAAGAGACAAGUUCAGCAAAAAAAGACAGCAAGGGCAAAGGAAAAGAGCAUAAGGACGAAUUCAACUGGGAUAGCUUGCGAACAGCCGCACAAGCUAUAGCAGGGAAGAGAGAGAAGACAUGGAACACCAUGGAUUCUCUCGACUGGGAUGCUGUGAGAUGUGCAGAUGUUAGCACAAUCUCAGAUGCGAUCAAAGAAAGGGGCAUGAACAACAGGCUCGCUGAACGCAUUCAGGUACAGUUGAACUUCCACAAAAUGAAAUAUCAUUUUUUCCUUUCUGUUGAAUUGCUUCUCAUAUUAUGGUACACUGUGCAGCUCUUCCUGAAUCGGCUGGUUGAAGAUCACGGUGAUAUUGACCUUGAGUGGCUGAGAGACGUCCCUCCGGACAAAGCAAAGGAGUUUCUGCUCAGUAUAAAGGGACUGGGACUGAAAAGUGUGGAGUGUGUGAGGCUCCUAACCCUGCACCACCUUGCCUUUCCUGUGGAUACCAAUGUUGGAAGAAUAGCAGUAAGACUUGGAUGGGUACCGCUGCAGCCACUUCCUGAGACACUACAGUUGCAUCUCCUGGAACUGUACCCCAUUUUGGAGACCGUACAAAAAUAUCUGUGGCCUCGUCUGUGCAAACUAGAUCAAAAAACAUUAUACGAGCUACAUUACCAGAUGAUUACAUUUGGAAAGGUCUUCUGCACAAAACACAAACCAAAUUGCAAUGCAUGUCCGAUGAAAGGAGAGUGUAGACACUUUGCUAGUGCUUUUGCAAGUGCAAGACUUGCCUUACCAGGGCCAGAGCAGACAAGUAUAGUCAGUACCUCCGGAAACAAUCCAACGGAUCAAAAUCCGACGGAUCAGAACCCGAUGGAUCAGAAUCCGGCGGUAAACAUCGCUCAGUUGCACUUGCCCCUUCUUGAGAAUCCAAACCAAGGAGCAGAAAUUCUACAAGCAGAGGUUGCCAAACAGCUAGAAUCAAUAGAUGAAAAGAAUAUCUGCCAUCCUAUUAUUGAAGAGCCAACAACCCCAGAGGCAGAAUGCUCACAAGUACCAAUACAUGAUAUUGAGGAUGCCUUCUGGGAGCCACGGGAAAUUCCUCCCAUCGACCUUGAUCUAGAGGAGUUUACCCUGAAUUUAAAAAAUUAUAUGCAAGGAAAUAUGGAACUUCAAGAAGCGGAAAUGUCAAGGGCAUUGGUAGCUUUGACUCCAGAAACUGCUAACAUUCCUAUGCCUAGGUUAAAGUAUGUGAACCGAUUACGAACAGAGCAUUGCGUUUAUGAACUCCCAGAUACACAUCCUCUUCUGGAAGGGUGGGACAAACGAGAGGCAGAUGAUCCAGGCAAAUAUCUUCUUGCUAUAUGGACUCCAGGGGAGACAGCAAAUUCUAUACAACCACCUGAAAGAAAAUGCAGCUAUCAAGAAAGUGGCCAACUCUGUAAUGAGAAAGAAUGCCUUUCCUGCAACAGUGUUCGGGAAUCAGAUUCGCAAACAGUUAGAGGGACAAUCCUGAUACCAUGUCGAACAGCUAUGCGAGGAAGCUUUCCGCUAAAUGGCACCUAUUUCCAAGUCAAUGAGGUAUUUGCUGACCAUGAAUCGAGUAAAAAUCCAAUCAGCGUUCCGCGAAGUUGGAUCUGGAACCUGAACAGGCGAACAGUAUAUUUUGGAACCUCUGUGACAUCAAUAUUUAAAGGUUUAACAACGCCUGAAAUUCAACAGUGUUUCUGGAGAGGGUAUGUCUGUGUGCGGGGAUUUGAUAGAGCAACUCGAGCACCGCGUCCUCUAAAAGCGAGACUGCAUUUCCCAGCAAGCAAGAUGGCUGAGGCCACAGGGACUACAAGGAAAAAGUCAACUGCCACAAAAUCAGAAGGAGCAAAAACAAACCCACAACAACCAGAAGUGGUUUCUGGGAGCCAAAAUCUUCAGGAGGGGGGAAAACCCAAAGAAAAUCCAUCCUUGUCUAUCUCAUAAUUAUCUUGUUCUGUAAAAUUUAUCUUGUUCUGUAAAAUAUAUGUACCAACAGUGACAAUUUUCUUUGUUUAAUAUGAAGUUUAACCUGUUCCUGUCAUA
Messenger RNA from Arachis ipaensis, 4719 nucleotides. The record is from RefSeq and is a predicted model, not a curated record. Lineage: Eukaryota; Viridiplantae; Streptophyta; Magnoliopsida; Fabales; Fabaceae.